Messenger RNA from Lacerta agilis (Sand lizard), 1675 nucleotides. RefSeq names its product cytochrome P450 20A1. Gene Ontology annotation, molecular function: monooxygenase activity; heme binding; oxidoreductase activity, acting on paired donors, with incorporation or reduction of molecular oxygen. Bases 48 to 1439 code for a protein of 463 amino acids. The record is from RefSeq and is a predicted model, not a curated record. Gene Ontology annotation, cellular component: membrane. The transcript is spliced from 13 exons. NCBI's taxonomy places the organism in Eukaryota, Metazoa, Chordata, Lepidosauria, Squamata, Lacertidae.
UCGGGCCGGGGGUAGGAAGGAAGGGCUGCUCCUCUCCCCGCGCUGCCAUGCUGGACUUUGCUAUCUUCGCCGUCACUUUCCUGCUGGUCCUGGUGGGGGCCGUGCUUUACCUCUACCCGUCUUCCAGACAGGCUUCAGGUAUCCCAGGGAUGACUCCGACGGAUGAAAAAGAUGGAAACCUCCCAGAUAUCAUCACUAGCGGUAGCCUGCAUGAGUUCCAGGUGAACCUCCACGAGAAAUACGGCCCCGUAGUCUCUUUCUGGUUUGGACGGCGUCUUGUGAUUAGUCUCGGGUCUGUGGAUCUCUUGAAGCAGCACAUCAACCCCAACAAGACGUCGGAUCCCUUUGAAACGAUGCUGAAGUCCUUGUUGCGGUACCAGUCCGGCCUGGGCGGAGAUGCCGGCGAGAGCUGCUUGAGGAAGAAACUGUAUGAAAACGGGGUGACCAAGUCUCUGCAGAGCAACUUCCCAGCCAUUCAGAAGCUGUCAGAAGAGCUUCUUGCAAAAUGGCUGUCCUUCCCCGAAUCUCAACAUGUGCCACUCAGUCAGCACAUGCUUGGCUUUUCGAUGAAGGCCGUCACACAAGCCGCAAUGGGCGGCAGGUUCGAGGAUGACCAGGAAGUGAUCCGGUUCCGUAAGAACCACGAUGCGAUCUGGUCAGAAAUUGGAAAGGGCUUCUUGGAUGGGUCACUUGACAAAAGCAUGACUAGAAAAAAGCUGUAUGAAGACGCUCUGGUGGAGAUGGAGUUGGUCUUGAAGAAAGUCAUAAAAGAGCGACAGGGGAAGAACCUCAGCCGAGACAUCUUCAUAGACUCUUUACUGCAGGCGAACCUGAGCGACAAGCAGAUUUUGGAAGACACAAUGAUAUUCUCGCUGGCGGGGUCCAUAAUCACAGCUAAGUUAUGCACCUGGGCGGUUUAUUUCUUGACUACCUCAAAAGAAAUUCAGGAGAAGCUUUACAAGGAGAUGGACCAAGUUCUUGGAAAAGGUCCAGUUACACCUGUGAAAAUUGAGCAGCUCAGAUAUUGCCGGCAGGUUCUGUGUGAGACUGUGAGGACAUCAAAACUGACACCAAUUGCGGCUCGGCUGCAAGAGCUGGAGGGCAGUGUGGACCAGCAUAUUAUUCCCAAAGAGACUCUCGUGCUGUACGCGCUCGGUGUGGUGUUACAUGACAGCUCGGCCUGGCCGUUGCCCUAUAAAUUUGAUCCAGAUAGAUUCAGUGACGACUCUGCCAUGAAAAACUUCUCCCUUCUGGGUUUCUCAGGGAGCCAGGAAUGCCCUGAACUGAGAUUUGCCUACACGGUAGCUACAAUCCUGCUGACCGUGAUCGUGAGGAAACUCCACUUGCAUGCUGUAGAAGGUCAAGUCGUGGAUACCAAAUAUGAGCUGGUCACCUCGCCGAAGGAGGAGGCCUGGAUAACCAUAUCCAAGAGAAACUGAGGCGAGCCGUGGAGUUGUAUUUCAAGAGAAGAAUCCUAUUGGUGAACAUCUGCCGUCUUCCGUUAUCUCACUGUAAUAAUUUUUAGCCAUUCUUGGCCUAAAAGACUUCCCCUCUACUUUAAUGGAAAUGGCCUAAGCUAGGGCUGCCGUAUGUCCAGAAUUUCCCAGACAUAACCGGAAUAUGGCAGUUGGAAGCAGCGUCUGGGCAGCAAUCGCUGAAAUGUCGGGGGAAAUCC